UUGGAUGAGGAUUUACCAUGACAAUGGAAUAACAGGAAGAAUGACAAUGAAACACAUCAUCUGGUGACAGGCCACUUUAAUUUGCCUUGAUGGGCAGCUCUAAGAUGCUUCCAGGAUCUACAAGUUUUCAGCUUUAUACACAAAAUUCACUGCAUAAUGAAUGAUUACACAUUUCACCAAACUUGUGAAAAUGAUUUCAUGACAUUUUUAUAUGAUUGACGAAAUGAAAGAAAAAUCAUUGGAUACUUGCAAGAUUACAGUCCAUAAAACAAUAACAAGAAACAAUGAUGUGUAUAAUGAGGAAUUGAAACCAGUAGUGUUGAAAUCAUUUACACAUUAUUUUAAUAUAUGGAAAAGGUCAGUAAAAUGCUUCAGGGUUACUUCAUUCUGAUGUCUCUAAAGGGAAUUUGUGAUUUCUGUAUUAAAGCUAAUAUUUAAUAUUCCAGCCAUAUUCAAACAAUAAUGAUUGGACUUUUAAUAUCAGCCUUUAUUGGAUGUUGGCGUUGUUUGUUUGUAAUACCGGACUAGCUACCGACAUUUGUCAAUUUUGCUGAUGAGGCUCCCAAGGAUAUAGUUUGACAAGACAGCACCAGACAUGAGGUCCGUGGAGCCCGAGGUUUCCCAGGCCCUCCAUUAUUUUAGGGUGUUCUUUUCUAGGUGUAGCAACAACCCCCAAGACGUUUGUCACACACUAGACCGCCGCAUAAGACACUGUCGAUGAAUUUGGUAAUAUUAAUGUCAUAUUGUGAGGCUGCUAUCACCUAAUCUAUGAUGUUCUUUGUGUCAACGAAAUAUAAGCCAAUACCAGUAAAAUAUCAAUUUUUUGAACAGCUCCAUUGGAACAGGAAAACUGUGGAUAUGAAGGGAGAAAGUUACGAAGCUAUUUUGGAGAAGAGCCCAGGGUUCAAUAACCCCAACUGCAUCCAAUAUCUGUCUGAACUGCUUGGAAUCUCCAAUAUGCACUGCACCAACUUUGCGUCAUUAAGGGGAGGAUUUUCGCCAGCGGAAUAUGCAGAUGAACUUCGUCAGGCCCAAGCCAGCAAGUGGGCAUUCCGUUCAGUAGCUGAGGGUAUCGAACAUUUCAAGGCAGGACGUCACUCGGAAGCUUUCCAAUGUCUCAACAAGGCACUAAGCAUUGACCCAAGAAACGUAGAAGGAUUAGUCGCGAGAGGCGCUUUGUACGCCAACAGUGGAACUUUCAAGAAGGCAAUAGAAGAUUUUGAGACAUCUUUAAAAUUGAAUCCGAACCACGCAAACGCCAGGAAGUAUUUGGGAGAGACAUUGGUCGCUCUCGGGCGCAGCUACGAGGAUGAGAACAAGAUAACAGAAGCUCAAAAGGCAUACGAAGAUUGUUUAGCCAUCAUACCGUUUCAUGAAGAAGCUCAAAACUCUUUGGACUUCCUUAAGAGCAAGACAUCAACAACAAAGCCACUGAUUGAGCCUGCAGAGUUGUUAUUACCGGGUUUAACUGGGGCAAAAUCGUUUGAGAUGAAGGAAACUAUUAAGCAGCUUUUGAAUUUGACUGAGAAGAAGGAAAAGAAAAAGAAAAAGAAGCGAGGCAAGGGUAAGAAGAAGCGGUCGAGCAGUUCGUCGUCGUCAUCUAGUGACUCGUCUAGUUCCAGCAGUUCUUCUGAAUCUUCCUCGUCAUCCUCGGACACUAGUGAUUCUGAAGGUCCAAACCGCAAGAAGAAGCGUCGUUCGCAGUCCAACAACAAGCGGCAGCGCUCCCUCUCACCACUCAGCAAGCGGAUGGCGAUGCUUGGCGAAACGGACGCCACGCGCACACAUAACUCGCAGUUCAACCAUCCCUACGGGUACCAGCCGCCACCGCCACAGGCUGAAGAGGCGAAUGCAGCGCCAAGGUCACAGGCAGACAUCGAUUAUGAGUUGAAGGUGCGUAAGUUCCUUGAGAUGACUAAAGAGGACUCUGACUACGAGGACAAAGUACGCAACUUCCUAGAGGAGACGGCUCAAUACAAGCGCAACAGAAAAAUGCAGGAGCUCGGCCAACAGCAGCAGCCGGGCGCCGACCACGACAAGAAGAAGAAAAAGAAGAAAGACAAAAAAAAGAAGAAAGAAUCAAAACGUAAACGCAAAGAGCAGGAGCGAGAUGAAAAGCGGAAAUCAAAGCUUGCGCGCUCUGCAUCCAACAAUGAUUACAACCUGCGCGAUUUGGACAACAUUGGCGACAAGAAACUUAGGGACGCUAUUAGAAAAGAAUUGAAAGGGAAAUCGAAGAGGGACCUCAGUUCAGAUGGCGAAUAUGAUAGAAAACACAGUGACAAAAGGAUAAUGGACGAGAUGCACGGCCUAGAAGAGCUCGAGUCCAAACUCAGCGCGUACCACGUGAUGGUAGAAAACGCAAGCAAGCGCGAGCGAGGCUCCGUCAGUCCGCUCGACCAAGCCCCGCCACCACCACUCGAGAAACCCAAGUGGAAGAUGUCUAUGAGCGCCGUUAAAGACCCUAGAGUUCAGAAGAAAGAAAAGUCAUCCAGCAAAGGAUACAAGGAGCAUUACGCAUUUGAGGACAGUUCUGAUGAUUCACAAGAUCCGCCUAAGCCCCCAACGAGUGGCGACAAGAACGUGUCAGUGCGACGCGCCAUGGCCAUGAAGGAGCCGCCGCCCCUGCCUUCCAACAACAAGAACCGCGAGCCCGAACCGCCCGGCACCGAACAGCAUCCACCGGUCCGCAAAGGCAACAUAGUCCUCGACAAGUUCGGGUCAUUCCGCUUGGCCCAGGAAGGCGAGACGCCCGUGUCCGUGGGCGGGCAGCGGCCCGAGCAGUUCGUGACGCGCAUCAAGCCGCCCACGCCCGGCGCGGCGCGGCGCCCGCGCUCGCCGCCGUCGCCGCGGCGCCGCUCCUCCACCUCCGACGACGCCCGGGAUCAGAAAAGGUCGCGCAGCAGGUCCCGGCCGCGCAAGUACCGGUCCCGCUCGGGCUCGCGGUCUCGCUCGGCGUCAUCCGGCAGCGGCUCGGCUGCGUCCAGGCGUCGCCGCUCCGGCUCGCCUCGCUCGCGGUCCCGCUCUGAUGCUUCCCGCUCCUACUACUCACGAAGCCGGUCCCGCAGCCGCUCCGGAUCUAGGGACGGAAGAUUCCGUCGCUUCAACCGUCGCGGCAACUGGCGCGGGCGCGGCGGCUUCGAGCGCGGCACGUACUACCGGCCGCGCUUCCACACCUUCAACGGCGCCGGGCGCGGGCGCGGGCGCGGCGGCAACGACUUCCGCCGCGACGACCAGCGCCGCUUCCAGCCCGACUGGCGCGACAACCGCAGCCGCGGCGGACGCCCCUUCCGGCCCCGCCGCGGGCAAGGCGGCCGCGGGAGACCUUUCAGAGGCGGAUUCCGAGACUUCCGCGACCGCCGCGGCGGACGGUACUCGCGCUCGCGCAGCCCCGACAGGACGCGCCGCUCGCGCUCCUACAGCCCCGAAAGGCGAGACAAGGAUAGGGACAGCUACUCCCGCUACUCUGAACGCGACAGCCAUCGCAGCGAGGGCGAAUACGAGGAAGAGAGAUACGUCGACCGCAAGGAGUACGACGGCAAAUGGGCGGACGGGAACGAACCCGAAAGGAACCACACUGAUGAAAAACCCUCUGAACCCGCCCCCAAAGAAUAACUCCUCAACCAACGUUUUAAAAUCCCUAGGCUAUACUAUAUUGGUUAGGGUGCUGACUUCUUAUUCACUCGCAUUACCCAUUUUAACACAAAUCCUUGAGGAUUAGCUGUAAAUAUAGUUUUAUGAGUACUGUAGGUAUUUUCAUUAGUCAAACGAGAAAAUUGGUGUCAAAAUUAACUGCAAUCAAAUGUAGCUUGUCAUUAUUCUAAUGAAGGCCAUUCCAUGAGUGUUACAUCUCGAUAGAUGUGUUAAUUAAGAUGGUACUAAAAUAUUAAUAAUAAUAAACAAUGAACACUAA
Messenger RNA from Leguminivora glycinivorella, 3913 nucleotides. RefSeq names its product tetratricopeptide repeat protein 14 homolog. Gene Ontology annotation, molecular function: protein binding. The record is from RefSeq and is a predicted model, not a curated record. The transcript has 16 exons. NCBI's taxonomy places the organism in Eukaryota, Metazoa, Arthropoda, Insecta, Lepidoptera, Tortricidae. Bases 769 to 3615 code for a protein of 948 amino acids.